Molecule: messenger RNA, 883 nt
Organism: Chrysochloris asiatica (Cape golden mole)
Lineage: Eukaryota; Metazoa; Chordata; Mammalia; Afrosoricida; Chrysochloridae
Gene: SSPN
Product: sarcospan
Exons: 3
Coding region: 85-816 (243 amino acids)
Cellular component (GO): sarcolemma; dystrophin-associated glycoprotein complex
Source: RefSeq, a predicted model, not a curated record
GCAGGCGCAGCCCUCCUAACGCCGCGCUCCAGGGCCCAGCGCGCCGCACACGCAACCAGCCACCCAGCCACCCACGCAGCCGCCAUGGGCAAGGACAAGCAGUCCCGCGGGCAGCAGAGACAAGGGGGGCUGCCGGCUGCGGACGCCGCAGGGUCCGAGGACAUGGGGCCGAAGAAGGGCAAAGGGGCCCCCAAAGAGUGCGGGGAAGAGGAGGCCCAGAAGUGCUGUGGCUGCCGGUUCCCGCUGCUGCUCGCCCUGCUGCAGCUGGCCCUGGGCAUCGGCGUGACCGUGGUGGGCUUCCUCAUGGCGAGCAUCAGCUCCUCCCUGCUAGUCAGAGACUCUCCAUUUUGGGCUGGGAUCAUUGUCUGCUUAGUGGCCUAUCUUGGCUUAUUUAUGCUUUGUGUCUCAUAUCAAGUUGAUGAACGGACAUGUGUCCAGUUUACUAUGAAACUGUUCUACUUUCUGCUGAGUGCCCUCGCCUUGAUGGUCUGUGUGCUGGCCGUGGCGUUUGCCGCACACCACUAUUCACAGCUCACACAGUUUACCUGCGAAACCAUCCUAGAAUCCUGCCAGUGCAAACUGCCCUCCUCUGAGCCACUCAGCAGGACCUUUGUUUACCGGGAUGUCACUGACUGUACCAGCAUCACUGGCACUUUCAAACUGUUCUUACUCAUCCAGAUGAUUCUUAAUUUGGUCUGUGCCCUUGUGUGCUUGCUGGCCUGCUUUGUAAUGUGGAAACAUAGGUACCAGGUCUUUUAUGUGGGUGUUAGGAUGUGCUCCCUCACAACUUCCAAAGGCCAGCAGCAAAAGGUCUAACAUUCUUGCUCAGAGGUGGGAGAAAAAUACAGCACAAUGACUAGCUGAGGUUAAAAAAAGAAAGAAA